Messenger RNA from Dromaius novaehollandiae (emu), 1709 nucleotides. RefSeq names its product BCL2 interacting protein 3 (gene BNIP3). The transcript has 6 exons. Bases 155 to 769 code for a protein of 204 amino acids. Gene Ontology annotation, cellular component: nucleus; mitochondrial envelope; nuclear envelope. Gene Ontology annotation, biological process: mitochondrial outer membrane permeabilization; positive regulation of apoptotic process. The record is from RefSeq and is a predicted model, not a curated record. Lineage: Eukaryota; Metazoa; Chordata; Aves; Casuariiformes; Dromaiidae.
GGCGCGGCCGCUGACGUCACGGCCGGGCAGGGCCGGCGGCGCGGUGCGGUGCGGUGCGGUGAGGCGCGGCGCGGCGCGGGGGUCAGUGCGCGUCCAGCCGCGCGGCCCAGCACCGCCCCGGCCCCGGCCCCGGCGGCAGCGGCGCGUCCCGGCCAUGUCGCGCCUCAGCCCGCAGGAGGAGAAUCUGCAGGGUUCCUGGGUAGAACUCCACUUCAGCAGUAAUGGAAACGGUAGUGGAAGCACAGCGACACCAACAAGCCAAGAGCAAGUGCCAGCCUCUAUUUCCAUUCACAAUGGUGACAUGGAGAAAAUACUCCUUGAUGCUCAACACGAAUCUGGACGGAGCAGUUCAAGAGAAAGUUCACGCUGUGACAGCCCUCCUCGUUCCCAGACACCUCAAGACAGUAACAGAGCUUUGGAAAUAGAGAGUCACAGCAGUGGAGAAAAGAAUAGCUUUCAGUCUGAAGAAGAUUUUCUUGAAAGGAGGAAAGAAGUUGAAAGGCUCCUGAAGAAAAACGCAGAUUGGAUAUGGGACUGGUCCAGCAGGCCUGAGAACAUCCCACCAAAGGAAUUCCUCUUUAAACAUCCCAGACGCACAGCCACCCUCAGCAUGAGAAAUACAAGUGUAAUGAAGAAAGGGGGCAUAUUUUCAGCAGAAUUUUUAAAAGUUUUCCUUCCAUCUCUGCUACUUUCUCAUUUGCUUGCCAUUGGUCUUGGGAUUUACAUUGGAAGACGCCUUACAACCACAGCUUCAAGCAGUACUUUUUAAAGGCAGGUGAAAUCCAGUUUCAAAGCGAAGAAAAUACUCAUCUAAGAAUAUAAGAGGCAGAAACUUCUGUGCUAGCAAUGGCUGUAUGAUCCGUGUGUAUCUGUUCUGUAAGUGUUGUAUUCCUAGUUUAGUAAGUGUCGGAGAAGAGAUGCUAAAGUUAAGGUAUAAUAUAUAAUCUGUCUGAAGCAUACUUUACGAAUUAAUCCAGAAGACUAACAGCUGUUAUAUAGCUUUGUAGUGAAAUAUCUUUGAAAAUUAAAAGAACUUGAUGUUUAAAAAUAAAACCUUAGCUUUACUAUAGCAAUCAUGAUUCAGUUAGUUCUUCAUCUAAACUGUUGUUUCUUUAUACUUCAUUGAUGUGAAUAUUCUUCACCGCUCACGUAAUCAUGACAAUAAGGGAUUAGCCCAAAAGAAUGUGUGGCCUUAUGUAACAUAUACAGUAAUUCAGAGAAAGCUUUUACCUCAUUUGAGGCAACUUCUCAUUUACUAAAGAUUUUGCUUAGCUCGUUUUUCAUUUUAUGCAAGACAUGAAAUGUUAAAAGACACAAUCAGCUUGAAAAAAUUAGCAUAUCAGUAAAAUUUCACCAAUUUUUAUUAGUUCGGAAUAUGAUCCACAACAGUCUAAGUUAAAAUUUGAACCUUAGUAUCCAAUAGUUUCCUUUGCAAAGGCUGUUAUUUAACUCCCAAAUUACAGAAGUUCCUUCUGUUGUUUCUUCUUGCAGACCUGUGCUUCUCAGUCUUUUUAUCUGUAAAAUAAAUAAAUUUGCAUCUUAAACUUGCCUCAUCCCUGUAUAGAUUUGAAAAAAGGUUGGCUUGCUUACUUGUUUGUAUUAAGGGAAUGCAUUUUCAUUCAAUAAUUUUAUCUUGUUUAAUGAGAAAAAUGGAUGUUUGCCAAAUUAUCGUAAGUUUUAUAUGUUUAAAUAAAAAGGUUCCUCAUGGA